AUGGCUUCACCCGCAGAAAGCGUGGCUUUUAUUGGCCUGGGCGUUAUGGGCUAUGGAAUGGCCGUCAACUUACGAACGAAGCUGGACAGGAACACGACCAUGUAUAUCUGCGAUGUUAGCGAAGCGGCGAUAGAACGAUUCAAGGACGAAGUGGGCAGUCGAGGCCCGAUCGAAGUCGUCAAGAACGGUGCUGAGGCUGCUGAGGCUGCGGAUACGUUGUUCUCGAUGUUGCCGGAUGGGCCUGCUGUGAAGUCUGUGUAUCUGGAUGAAACGACAGGAGUACUUGCUGGUGUUCGCAAAGCCGCCGCUUCGUCACCCAUCAACAAGCUCAUCGUCGAAUGUGGAACCAUCGAGAAUGCAACGAUUCUCGAGGUCGCAAAGGCCUCAAUAGACACGGAGAAGGCCCUUCCAGGCGGUUCAGUGCUGGACUUCGUCGAUGCUCCUGUCUCUGGUGGCCCAAAUGGCGCCACUGGAGGCACGUUGGCAUUUAUGGUCGGCACUGACAGGCCCGAUACUGCGUUUGACAGAGUCCAAAGCUACCUAAAAUAUAUGGGCCGUCCGGACAGCAUCUUCCUCUGUGGCGGCAUCGGUGCUGGUGUGUCGUUCAAAAUCAUCAAUAACUACAUCUCGGCAGUUGCAAGUUUGGCCUCUUCUGAAGCGCUCAACAUCGGCGUCAAGCUUGGUCUGGAUCCGAAGCGGUUGACUGAUGUGAUCAACGCCAGUGGCGGUCAAACGUGGAUCACUUCCAACAUCAACCCACCGGAAUUACGAAGGAGGUUUCCGUAUCGAACUGUGCAAGAAGGUCCUCGAGAGUACGUCCCGAUCAAUGCUGCCAAUGCUCCGUCUGCCAUGCUCACCAAUGCUCAGUGGGUAGCGAGCUCGCAAAGCAGGCCAAUGCACGAACAGUACUAG
This is a messenger RNA of Saxophila tyrrhenica, 912 nucleotides long. RefSeq lists its product as uncharacterized. The record is from RefSeq and is a predicted model, not a curated record. Lineage: Eukaryota; Fungi; Ascomycota; Dothideomycetes; Mycosphaerellales; Extremaceae. Bases 1 to 912 code for a protein of 303 amino acids. Gene Ontology annotation, cellular component: mitochondrion. Gene Ontology annotation, molecular function: 3-hydroxyisobutyrate dehydrogenase activity; NADP binding; NAD binding. The transcript has 5 exons. Gene Ontology annotation, biological process: L-valine catabolic process.